ACUGGUGAAACAUGAACAGGCUGCUUAUAUAAAUAAAACACCUUAGAGGAUUAUAAUAGCUUUUACAGGGAACGUUUGCUCUGUGUUUGAAAGUUGAACAUGGCUGCAGAAUUCUCGUGUUGUAAAACACCACCAAGAUAUCUAGAAUCAGAGAAAACGUUUCAUUCGCCCGAGCUGAGAAUUGUGCUGCUGGGCGCUUCUGGUGUCGGAAAGAGUGCAAUAGGAAAUGUAAUACUGGGCAGAAAGGCUUUUAAAGAGAAACAAACCAGAGUGAGUGAGAUACAAAGAGGAAGAGUAGAGGACAGACUCGUCUCAGUCAUCGACACUCCAGGAUUCUUCACAACUGAACUGAGUGAUGAAGAGCUGCAGAGUGAAAUAAGAAGGAGUGCUUUUCUCUGUCUCCCUGGUCCUCAUGUGUUCCUGCUGAUGAUCAACCUGAAAAACGCGGAUAAGGAUGAGAGGAACCUUGUGAACCAAAUUCAGGACAACUUUGGACCACAAGCUUUUAAGUUCACCCUGGUUCUCUUCAUAGGAAGAGAACAAAUGUCCAACAAAGAAUGGAUGGUCUUUAUGCUGAAUAAAACAUUUCAGGAGCUAGUCAGACACUGCAGAGAUAAAUAUCACGCAAUCAACAGCAUAACCGAAAUUAACCCAACACACAUCACAAAGCUUCUACAGAAGAUUGAAGAAAUGUUCAAACAGAACGACGGCCAGCAUUACAACACUGACAUUUGCUUAAAGUCUCCAACCAAGAUUAAAAAGGCAAAGCAAAAGCCCGAACCAAAAAAGGAGGAGUCGGAAAAACACAGAGAAAGAGACAAAAAAAGAGAAACUAAAACCAUGUGGAAGACAUUUAAAAGUGUAAUACAGGAAAACAUAACACGUACUGUGAUCAAACCUGAUAAAGAAACUCUUAUUUCUCGUGUGAGAGAAACUGAUGAAGACUGGGUUUUCCAAGAAGGCAUGAACGUGAGCGGUAGCGGAUCAUUGGUGAGAUCACUGGAAUUCUCAUACAAACAAAUGGCUGAAGUACAUGAGAUCCAGGAACUCACAGAAACCUGGAAAAUAGGCAGAACUGGAAAAUGGGACAAGAGAAACGCCCAAGCAGAUGUCAGAAUUGUGAUGGUGGGGAAAACUGGAGCUGGAAAGAGCGCAACAGGAAACACCAUUCUGGGAGAAAAAGUUUUUAAAGAAGAAAUGUGUGCUGAAUCUGUGACUAGAAAAUGCCAACAAUAUCAGCAGACGGUAGAAGGUAGGAUUAUCUCAGUGAUUGACACUCCAGGGGUGUGUGACACAUCCAUGAGAGAACAAGACCUGAAGGAUGAAAUAGCCAGGUGUGUAGAAAUGUCUCUUCCCGGUCCUCAUGCUUUUCUACUGGUCAUCAGACUGGAUGUGAGAUUGACGGAGGAGGAGAAGAACACAGUGAAAUGGAUUCAGGAGAACUUUGGAGAAGAUGCUUUAAAUCACACCAUCGUACUUUUCACUAGAGGAGAUCUGUUGAAAAAAUCUAUUGAAGCAUUUCUGACAGAAAACAAGCAGAUAAAUGAGCUAAUCGAACAAUUUAAAGCUGGUUAUCAGGUUUUCAAUAACUCAGAUGAAAAUCCAGCGCAGGUUAUUGAGCUUUUACAGAAGAUAGACGCAAUGAUGAAGGGCAAUGGAAGAGAGCAUUACACAAAUCGGAUGUACGAGGAAGCUCAGAGGAAAAUCCGAAAAGAAGAAGAGAAGCAGAGAGAGGAGGACGAAAGAUUAAAGCAAGACGAGGAGCUCAAGAUAAGGAAGGAUGAACAGAAGAAACUUGUAAAGACUACAAAAAUGGGAGCCUUGGUGGGAGCGGGUGUAGGAGGAGUGAUUGGAGGUGUAGCGCUGGCUGCGUUUACUGGGAUAGCAGUACCUGCAGCUUUAAUCACAGGAGGUGCAACUCUAGCUGGAGGAGCUGGUGCACAGCUUCUCACGGAAACAAUUAACAGGAAGAGUGGCAAAAAAGCAGCGAAUAGUAAAACAGGUAAAGCCCCUAAUCAUUGAAUGAUUUCAAGGGGUUUAAAACAGGGGUGUUAUAGUAUCACGCAGAAGGUAAAGCAGUGUAAAUAGUGUAUUUAUGCCUCCUCUGACAGUUCAUGCUUUGUGAAUUCAGAUCAUGACAAUCAUUAGGUUAAUGCUAACUAAUGCUACGGAAUGUAUUGAACACAGAAAUAAAGGUGCAUUUUUGUACCUAUUAAGUACAAAAAUGUACACAUUAAGUACUAAUAUGUACCUUUAACGUACCAAAAUGGACAUGUAAACCUGUACCUUUUGAAAAGGUACGUCGCCAGUGACAGCUUUUGAACCUUUAUUUCUGAGAGCGUACCAGCGUGUGCUACAGACACUAUGAUUGUGGUUAUGGAUUAGGUUACGGGUUAGUGUUGUGUUAGCAAACAGCGCUUUGAUUGACGAGACCACUGAAAUCAUUAGAAAUGUGUAAAAAAUUUUGACAAUGUUUGUAUCCUUCUGACUUAUAUGCAUGCAAUUGUUUGGAUCAUCCAACAUGUUUAAAAUGGUUUAAUUUUUGCUGCUUAUUUUUAUUAUUUGCUCUUGCAUUAAAACUGCAUAUCCUGUUGCAUUCCAGUGCCAGAGACUAGUAUCAGGGUCUUUGAAAAAUCAGAGGAAAGGUAAAACAUUUACUCACCCUUGUUUAUUCUUCUCUGUAAAAAAACCCAUAUGUCUGCCCUCCGAAAAUAUUGUUACAUCGUAAGAUUAUUAAAAAAAAAAAAAAAAUCACAUUACUUAAUUUGCAUAACAUAUUGACUUCACGGUUUACUUUAAUGUCACACAAUUCAGCUUUUCUUUAUCAUAUAUUUUACUAGAUAUCUAAUUAACAUACAUUAAAUAUGUGCACGCAAUUUUUUUUAUUAGUAAGAUUUUUAAAUAAGGUAAUUAAUAAAUGAGAUAACAGCACACUUUUCCAUUUAUAAGAAUGGCAUUUAUAUCAUCGCACUGAAUGAAUGAUAGCACAGCUAUAGCAUUAAAAUAACGGCUCGGUAUUACGGGUUGUUCACAAUGGCUUGUUUCAAGUUUGUUAUU
Messenger RNA from Puntigrus tetrazona (Sumatra barb), 3057 nucleotides. RefSeq names its product GTPase IMAP family member 8-like. The record is from RefSeq and is a predicted model, not a curated record. The coding region runs from base 100 to 2022 and encodes 640 amino acids. The transcript has 3 exons. Lineage: Eukaryota; Metazoa; Chordata; Actinopteri; Cypriniformes; Cyprinidae. Gene Ontology annotation, molecular function: GTP binding.